Messenger RNA from Dibothriocephalus latus, 453 nucleotides. NCBI's taxonomy places the organism in Eukaryota, Metazoa, Platyhelminthes, Cestoda, Diphyllobothriidea, Diphyllobothriidae. The record is from the annotation of a GenBank genome assembly.
AUGCAGUGUGCUCUCCGCAUCCACAACUCGCCGCAAGCAUUCACAUACACAAACAAAAACGACAGCAAGAUGGCACGCAAUUAUCCGGCUGAGACCAGGGCUCAGAAAGUGUACGAAGAACGGUAUGAGAAGGAACUGGUGGCUCAACUACGUUACUUUACCCAGCAUCAGACGGAGAUGGAGGGAGAGGGGCCCAACGUUGACUCAUCACCUGCUACGGAAAUUCGACGGCGCAGGAUGAAGAUUGUGUCAGACAGUCUUCUCAGACAAUUUCUUGAAACACCAAAGACGAGGGAUAGCGAAAGCGGAGGGGAGAAUCAGUCACUGGAUGGCCAACCUACAGAAUCGGAGGCAUGCCUGACCGCAGUGGAUUUAAAUGAAAUGGCACCGGUAGACCCAGAGCUUAAAAACAUUAUUUACGAGGGCAUCUCCCAAGAAUCUAUGGGCAGGUGA